Messenger RNA from Arabidopsis lyrata subsp. lyrata, 1176 nucleotides. RefSeq names its product probable CCR4-associated factor 1 homolog 5. The record is from RefSeq and is a predicted model, not a curated record. Gene Ontology annotation, molecular function: poly(A)-specific ribonuclease activity; nucleic acid binding. The transcript has a single exon. Gene Ontology annotation, cellular component: CCR4-NOT complex; P-body; CCR4-NOT core complex. Bases 113 to 1081 code for a protein of 322 amino acids. NCBI's taxonomy places the organism in Eukaryota, Viridiplantae, Streptophyta, Magnoliopsida, Brassicales, Brassicaceae.
CAAACACAAUUCAGGUUCCACUGUUUAUUAUUCUCGCUUUUCUCUUUCAGAAAAAACAAACACUUUCUCUCGAACAAUCGUUUGUUUUUUCGUUUUCUAGAAAAUCAGAGAGAUGAAGCAAAGUAGUAGUUGUGAAGUUUGGAGAUGGAACAAGGAAGCAGAGAUGAAUGCGAUGAGCGAUUGUUUGAAACAUUGUAGUUUCAUCGCUAUAGAUACAGAGUUUCCGGGAUGUUUAAAAGAGACUCCCAUGGAAGCUAGUGAGGAAACUCGUUACAGAAACAUGAAGUACAAUGUCGAAAACACCAAUCUCAUUCAGUUAGGUUUGACAAUAUUCGCUGGAGAAUUUUCUAAAACUUGGGAAAUUAACUUCUCAGAUUUCAACGAGUGGAAGGACUUGAAGAACGAGAAAUCUAUCGCGUUUCUGAAAAGUAAUGGUCUGGAUCUGGCGAAGAUCAGAGAGGAAGGAAUUGGAAUCGAAGAAUUCUUCAAGGAGUUUACUCAGAUGAUUCUCAAGGAGAAGGAGAAGAAGAUGACUUGGGUGACUUUUCAAGGCUCGUACGACAAGGCUUAUCUAGUGAAAGGCUUAACCGGAGGAAAACCAUUGCCGGAGACUUUGGAAGAGUUUGACGAAACGGUUGAGAGGCUUUUGGGAGAACGUGUUUAUGAUGUGAAGAAAAUGGCUGGAUUAUGCAGAGGACUAAGUAGCCGUUUCGGACUGCAGAGAAUAGCAGAUGCGUUUCAGAUGAGCCGUGUUGGAAUGGCUCAUCACGCUGGCUCAGACAGUGAAUUAACGGCUCGUGUCUUCACCAAGUUGACUUUCGAUUUGUGCAAGAGAAACCAGAGUCUAAGACCUGAUGAUCUGCUAUAUCAACAAGACCUUAUGAUGACUUUAGAUUUGCACAAUAGAAAGCUGCGUCUAAGACCUGAUGAUCUGCUAUAUCAACAAGACCUUCUGAUGACUACAUGCUAUCUCCCACAGCCGCCACCUAUACCGAGACCGGUGAUGUUUGCUGCUCACCCCAACCCGUAUUUUGGUGGUGGUUACUAUGGGAUGCCGGUCCGAGGAAUGAACUAUGUAUGAUAUGAUGAUCCCUCAAUGUUUAACAUGACUUGCUGCUCAUUCUUGUUUUAUCACAUCUUUCUUUUAAUACUUAAGAUUAACUUUCAUUUUUUUCA